AUGUCUCAUAAUGAGUCUUCGGAAGAGGCAGAAGCAAAAGGGAUCGGCAAAUUGCCAGUCGAGCUCGUCUUGACGUGCGUCGAUUAUAUGGACCCCGUAUCUGCCAGCCGACUUUCUCGUACUUGCAAAGGCUUGACCCUGGCUUUGAAAACCAAGCUAAAGGAGAAAGCGAAAGAGUUUGCUUCGCUCCAAAAAGGCUACAAGUCCGUAUAUCUUGCAGCCCCCUACGAUGAUGAUGUUUUGCCAUGGAGCUCACCGAUGGCCAGAGCGGUUUGCGAGGGUCGCAUUGAUGCUCUUAGAGGGUUUCUUGAUGCCGGACUGAGCCCCAACUUGGUCAUUGAAAACAUGGAGCCAUUACUCCAAGAGGCACUCACGCAAGAUCAGGUAGAUGCUGCCAAGCUGUUGCUUGAGUACAAGGCAGACCUAUUUGCCCGCAAUCGGUUACGAGAGCUGGAGCCAAGAUUAGCGAUCUGA
This is a messenger RNA of Aspergillus steynii IBT 23096, 474 nucleotides long. RefSeq lists its product as uncharacterized. The transcript is spliced from 2 exons. Gene Ontology annotation, molecular function: protein binding. Lineage: Eukaryota; Fungi; Ascomycota; Eurotiomycetes; Eurotiales; Aspergillaceae. The record is from RefSeq and is a predicted model, not a curated record. Bases 1 to 474 code for a protein of 157 amino acids.